Strongyloides ratti is the source of this 1026-nucleotide messenger RNA. RefSeq names its product Short-chain dehydrogenase/reductase SDR family and Glucose/ribitol dehydrogenase family and NAD(P)-binding domain-containing protein. The transcript is spliced from 3 exons. Lineage: Eukaryota; Metazoa; Nematoda; Chromadorea; Rhabditida; Strongyloididae. The coding region runs from base 1 to 1026 and encodes 341 amino acids. The record is from RefSeq and is a predicted model, not a curated record.
AUGCUAGUUUUAAUUUUUACUUUAACAAUAUUUGGAAUAUUUUUUAUUUACCAUAUUAUUCAAAAAAUUUUUGAAAGUUUUACUAUAGAUGAAUUUACUACUAAAUGUGUUUUAAUAACAGGUUGUGAUUCUGGCUUUGGAAAAAAAUUAGCUUUCAAAUGUAACGAUAAAGGUUUUAUUGUAUUUGCAUGUUGUUUAACAAAAGAGGGAUAUGAUGAAUUUUAUAAAAGUAACAAAAGAAUAAUACCUUAUCUUCUUGAUAUAACAAAUCCUUCAAAUAUUAAAGAAUUUACUGAUUAUGUAACAAAUACUAUUUCUAAGACAAAGUCAUGGAAGUUAUAUGCUUUAAUAAAUAAUGCUUCAAUUUUUGGAGCAUAUGGUCCAGAUGACUGGGGAAAUAUAAAAUUUUAUGAAAAUACAAUAAAUGUAAAUGUUCUUGGAACUAUUAGAAUGAUACAUGCUUUUAAGGAACAGUUAAAAAAAAAUAAUGGAAGAAUAAUAACAAUGUCUUCAUGUGUUGCUAAUACAAUACUCCCCUAUGCAGCUCCAUAUAAUAUUUCUAAAGCUGCCAUUGAAAAAUAUAUUGAUACGAUAAGAUUAGAAUUAAAAAAUUGGAAUGUUAAAUGUAUUCUAAUUCAACCAAGUUGUUACAAAACAGAAAUGCUUCAAAAAGAAUCUAGUGAUGUAAGACUUCAUGAAGCUUGGAGUGAUUUAUCAUUAGAAAUGAAAAAGUACUACAAUAAAAAUAUUUUUAAAAAAUUUAAAAAAGCUUAUUUUAAUUUUAUUGAUGAAAAUGCAUCUAUGAGAAUGGAUGAUGUCAUUAAUUGUUAUAUUAAAGCAUUAAUCUCGAAAUACCCUAAACCAAGAUAUCAAGUUGGUUUUAAAAGUAAAACGAUUUUGACAUGGUUAUCAUUUAUACCUACAAGAUGUUCAGAUUUUGCUGUUUAUCAAUUGGCAAUGAAAAAAUUAGAAAAAAUACUUCAUAGUCAAUGUGAGGAAGAAGUAGAAUCAUUUAUUGAAAUUUAA